Laetiporus sulphureus 93-53 is the source of this 5217-nucleotide messenger RNA. RefSeq lists its product as uncharacterized. The transcript is spliced from 3 exons. Bases 1 to 5217 code for a protein of 1738 amino acids. The record is from RefSeq and is a predicted model, not a curated record. Lineage: Eukaryota; Fungi; Basidiomycota; Agaricomycetes; Polyporales; Laetiporaceae. Gene Ontology annotation, cellular component: nucleus; cytoplasm; TSC1-TSC2 complex. Gene Ontology annotation, biological process: positive regulation of GTPase activity; regulation of small GTPase mediated signal transduction; negative regulation of TOR signaling. Gene Ontology annotation, molecular function: GTPase activator activity.
AUGCCUCCUCAGAUUAAAGAUGCCGGCCGAACAUCUCGUCUACGUUCCAACACCACCAACUUCGUUCCGUUCAAUUGGCGGCGUGGUAGAACUGACCCAACCUCGGCGACAGCUCCUAUCAGCCCGCCCACGAUGCCUCUGGAGGCUCUAAUUGAAGCGCUCUCUCCUCCGGCUGUGCCCUCGCUUGCCCAUGCACGAGCUCUGUGCUCUGCACUCGCGAACAAGGCCCCGAAUCCCAAUCUCGCUAAAAUCAAUUCUCUCUUGGCUUCUCUCUGUUCAUCCGAAUCCCCACCUGCAUUGCAAGCUGCGGGAUAUGACAUUCUGGCCGCCUACUGGGAGAAUAACGGGGCGGCGGUGCUUACUACUGCCGAUAGGCUCUCCUGUCUAUCUCUAUUCCUUCAUCCUGCUGUCCCGUGGCUGCCUGAGGUGUGGGAGUCGCGUUUCAAGGCGUUGGUUGCUAUCAUACAAUCCGGCGCCGAGACGGUGGGCAUGGAGAGCGCUCUGUUGAAAGUGUUAAGAUCAUGGAUUGAGGGUGCUUUCGAUGGCCUUGUGCGUCUUCAGGCCCCAUCUCCGGAGGAGAGGUUUGAGCGAGAGCGGAGCGUCACGACACUGACUGCAUUCCUCACCCGUCUCGUGAGCAAACCUGAGUUUGUGUCCAGGCUGUCGGAACAUGAUACCUCGGAAGUCUUGGAACUAUGGGUGAAGCUGAUAGACAGAGCGCUGCUCGUUCCUACAGACGAUGCGUUCGGCGGUUUCUCUUCCCAAACGGAUCUGCUAUCGCUCAAGCGGACCUCGUCGCAUGGUAGACACCAUUCGGCGGCGUCGUUACCUCAGGCUGGACCUACGAAACACCCGGCGGAUAUCAUAGUCGACGCCUAUCUGCAAUAUCUCGACACGCGGCUGAAUGCCCUUGCCCCUCUGUACCUCGAGAUGAUCCUGCCGCUGCUGUUUCGCGCUCUUGCGUUCUAUGCAACACCCCUUCCCCGGAUAUCACUUACUCCCAGCGAAUCUCACCAGCACAAUUUAGAGCAGACCAUUGUCGGCCUGCUCAGCAGCCUCGUAACAGGCCCGUACUCGUCGACUUGCACGAAUUUGCUCAAGCGAUGCCUAUUCCCUGCCGCCCAGAUCUCUCACGUCAACAUACAGACCACAGUCGGCGCGCUUAAGACACUGCGAGCAUCUAUCCGUGAGACUCUCAUCACCCGCUUGGCGCGCGCGUACAUCAUCCGAUCCAGUUCCGUUGAAUACUCUCCCGCAGGUGCUCCAACCCACCUCAACCUCGAGCGCGAGUUAAUGAAACGUGCUUGGUCGAAGGAUGACUCUGCACCGUGGGAUCUAAUCAGGUUCCGCACAGUGCUGUGUCGAGCAGUCCGGGCUUGGGCGGAUAAAGAACAGGACGGGCGCGAUGAAGUUACGAGCAUGCCGAAGGAACUGGUCUUGGACGAAAUCGCGGCCAUCUUGAAGGACGUCGUCCAGGCACUUGACCAGAAGGGGGAAAGCGAGGAGACGGAGGAUGAGGAAAUUAGUGCCGUGGGCGAUAUUCUGCGCGAACUUGUUGCUUAUGUCCGUCAGACAAAGACGCGAGACGGAAAUCCGAUCACGCUAUUCUCGCCGCAACUCGGAGAGACCUCGCCGUUCGUCAAAGACGUGUCUGCGCUGCUCGGCCAGGAUUUGAACAGCACGCCUCUGUUUCCAAUUCUACCAUCUAUCCUGCUCUCGUGUUCGGAGCUGCUUACCGACGGGGACACUGCUAAUCUGCUGUCAGUGAUGUCGGAGCGACAGUCACUCACGCCUACGUCCCCGUCGUGGCUUGAGCAUUGGAACGACAUCCUCUCGAUACCUGAUCUAUACUCUGCGUCACGGCUGAUGACACGUCAGGUGGCCAUGGACAUCAUGAGCUCCGUAUGGGAGUUUGUCAAGGAUAUAUCAGUGUAUCGCAAACCCCUCGCCGAGAUGAUUUUCCAGUUCUGGAGGCAGCAGACUGCCGGGGACAUGGAGGAUGCCACAGUCACCGUGAUUUGGCAUAUUCUGGGCGACGAGGUCGUGCUGCGCAGGGUUGAGGCAGCGGGCGAUGAAGCUUCCGCGGACCAUCAGCUCGCUGCAGACAUACUGGCGUUUCUCACCAGCAUUGCUGGUGAACGACAGGACGAUGACGAUGACGAUGACGCUGCGUCCGUCCGGACUGCAGAAAUUUCGACAAACGUAUCUCCACCGCUCGCUCCGCCUACGACAGCAGCAACUUCUCCUAUCAUCUCACGGGCGCAAUCAGUCUACCCGCCCAAAGAAAGGGAGUCAACGAUCCCAUCGGUUAUGUCGAUCCUAUCGACGCUGACCUCUGGUAACCCAGCCCGCUCGCAGUCACAACCUCCGCAAUCGGCAGCAACCGAGCCUCGCGUAGAGUCGCCUCCACCUCUUUCUCCAGUGCUUCCCCCGGUGUCGAAAACCAUGGGUGCAGUUGUCGCCCUUGUCUCCAUAUUCAGUCAGCUAGCAUUCACUGCACUUGUUUCGACCCAGAGCAACAGGGAGCUGGCGUUACGUGUGUUUCGCACUCUUAUCGACCUGUUAGAAAGCGCUGAAUGUAUCAGAGCCCGGCUCAUGGUCCUUCAGUUCAUGAUGCGUCUGAGAGUGGACCGUGACCACAGGCUUUACUUCUCAGGUACUGAUUAUGACAAGAACGGGCAGAUCUUUUCCCUUGCUACCCUCAUCAGUCGAGUCCCGCGAUCUGCUGCAUCUGCCGACCAGCUUGCACACGACCACGAUCCGCACAGCGCACGUGCUCGUGCCGUUCAAGAGCGUAACGGCAGAAGACCAUCUCGCGGGCGAGGGGGACAUCCGUCGAGGAUAGAGUCGCGGAGUCGUUCUCGAACCGCACCUCGUAUAGUUUCUCAACCGGCCUCGAUUCGACGCUUGAGGGCGAGGGAUCCGAUAUGGGCAAUCCCGGAGACGCUACCUUUUGCUAUAGGAGAAUCUGGCGUGGCCAGCGAAGGCGUCAUGUCGUAUGAUCCAUCUGGCCCUCGGCAAGGCAUUGUCCUUCCAUUGUCUACCUAUCUCAGUAAGAUGGUCGACAUCAUUGAAAACGAGAAGGAGUGGGAGAUCCUGUCCUAUGUGCUAUGUCAUUUCCCUACUCAACUGGCCAACAAGCACCUCUUCUGCGGUCCCAAGUCGCGAGUAGUGCUAGGUCGGCUGCUUACCGUCAUCUGUUCAGGCAUCGCUGGAGGGACCCUUGCUAUGAAUGUCGAGCGCUGGCCCGAGAACAUCGUCGCACGGGAUGCGCACGGUCUGGCGUAUCAUACGCUGACGGUCCUCAUCAGUUACAAGCGGUGCUUCCCAGACUUGCAUAUUCAGCAUCGUCUUGUGGAGGUAUUUCUUCUAGGACUGAGUGGCUUGCCAUCUACAAUCAAGUGCUGCUUGCAUGCUCUGUCAUUAUCAGCUUUCGAGCUCCAGCCAUCUAUGACUAGAUACGCGUCUAGAAUACUGGAAAAACUGUCCCAGAUCAUGUCAAACCCAGCCAUGGCUGUCGAUAUCAUCAAUUUCCUGGCGAUCGUGGGCUCUAUCAACAGCUUGCACGCGAAUUUCACGGAAGGUGACUACAAGAUGGUCUUCGGCGUUGCGUUGCAAUACCUGCAGCAUCACAAUCAUCUUGACGAUACCAUGCCAAUAUCCUGGGCUUUGUCUCAGCAUGUUCGUAUCAUGUCAUACUAUAUCGUCUACCUCUGGUUUCUAGCCGUUCGCCUGGCGGAUAGGCAUCGCCAUGUGAAGUUCAUCUCAAGGCAAUUGCUGCUCGCGAACGAGGGUAGGGACGACAUAGACGAAUAUACUGAGGUUUGCUUCGACUGGCUUGCACGCUACACGUAUGCAAGUGCGGAUCCUCGACCUGCUCCAUCUAUGCUCGGCGAGAUCGUCAUGAACCCGAGCAUGCAACGACAGUCCACUGAAUCUGCCAUCAGUGAGAAGACGUGGGUCGCGGGCAAUGCUGUGAUCACCAUCCGCACGUUGAAAAAGCGGGGUUGGGUAGAGGUGCUUACUCGUCGCUCAUCUGGGCUCACCAAGUUCCUCUGUCGGGCAGAAAAUGUUCCAAUGAUACAAUUGGGCGAUGUUGACCCUGACUUUGUCUCGGUCGUUGCAACCUUGACUCUCGACCAAGGCUUGCAGGAACCAGACACCGCGUCUACAGUCGGGGCAUCUUCAAACGAGCCACCUUUGGUGAGUCGUCCUUGUCUGGUUUUGCAGCAAUCACUUGUUGCCCUUGGCGAUGGAGAGACGCCCGUGUCAAAACCUGACUCUAUCACUGGCUAUGUCUGGAGUGGUACGGCACCAUCGCAGAGGCGCAAAGAUGUGGCCAUCUUGCCAUCCUAUUUUGCUCUCCAGCUCUCCUCGUACCCGGACAUUCCUGCCACUUUGCACCAAGUUAACGAUUUCAAUCGGGCAGCAAAGUUCUUCCAGUCCUUGGACCGGAUGCCAACCAUUGACACCCACAAAGUUGGUAUCAUGUAUGUGGCACCUGGACAAAAUUCCGAAGGCGAGAUUCUCCGGAACAGCCAUGGCUCUCCGGCAUACAGUCGCUUCUUGGAAGGAUUGGCCAGGCUCAUCAAUCUAUGUGGGCAAGUGGACGUUUACGCUGGCGGACUCGACCCAGAUGAAGAUGGCGAAUACGCCUAUGCGUGGUGGGACGAUAUCGGUCAGAUCCUCUUUCAUACAGCUACUCUUAUGCCGUCGUCAGAUGAUGUACAUUCUACGAACAAGAAACGCCACAUCGGUAACGACUACGUCCGGAUCGUAUGGAAUGACUCCGGCAUGCCUUACAGAUUCGAUACGCUAGUCACUCAGUUCCAGUUUGUCAAUAUAGUGAUCGAGCCUCACUCUCGCGGAGCCAUCGCCGCCUUCUCGAAUAAUCAACAUGAGAAUGAAUACUUCAAAGUCAUCGUGCAACGUGCCCCUGGGAUGAGCGACUUCACCCCUAUAGGCGACUUCAAGCUGAUCUCUGCUGAGAACUUGCCUCUCCUUGUCAGGCAGCUCAGCCUCCUUACGGACUGGUUCGUCUCUAUCUUUCAGCACACACAGAAUGACACCGUACGCGUCGAGAUCACAACGAACUGGGUUUCACGAUUACAAGCUAUCAAGAGGUUCAGGAUGCAAGCGAUCACUUCAAGUGAGCCUGUUCCUACGGAGGAGGGCGUAAUGGGGCAGACGUAUCGAGAUUUCACGACAGCAUACUAG